GGAGGGGUGUAUGAGGAAGAAGGGAGCAAUCCAUUGGAGGAGUGCCACAGCGCGGAGGAUAGGGGGGACUCCAGACUGGAUGGGCCCAGUGGUGACUUGAUGGAGCAUGGGUCAGGUUCUAGGGUUCUCCCACUGCAAGGAAUUUGGAACUGUGAACUCAACACCUGAUUCCACCCCUCCUUGCUCAGAUGGUGGAAAUGAGGAGUCCGACUUCCCGGAACUGCAGACAGCCAGGGAGUGGUCUGACGAUGAGGAAGGUCUCGAGGAUGACGACGCAUGUCUCAGCUGCUCAUCUGUAUGGGGCACACCACGUCAGAACUCCUCUGAGCUCACCUUCUCCUACAUUACCUUCUCUGAGACUGACAGCUCAUCACGUAGAGACUCAGGUCGCCGAUGGGCAGGAGGGAGGGGCAGCCGCGGUUCACUGAACCGCACGGACACUGUGGAGAGCCAGUUACCCAUAGACUCCCCUGCUGUGAAGUGGGACCCCCAUGCCUUCCUGCCUGUGGAAGGGGAGGAGGAGACCCUGCAGCAGACUCUAGAGCCCUCUGCUCAGAGCAGUAUUGAGGAGUUUCAGGAUAAAGACACAAGGACAUGGGAACCAAUGGAGGAGAUCUCAGGCAUCCAAACACACAGCUUAAAAUGCAGUCAUGAAGAUGAGCAAAUAACAGCACCACAGCUUGGGUCAGAGACUUCUGUUGCCAUGGAAACCACAGUCACUCUGGAGAUGGUGGGCACAUCACAUACAACACCUCCUGCCAUUGGUCGAAUCACUCAGGAAGAACAGAUCUGUGAACAGUGGUACUCUACUCUCAACUUAUCAGAGGGCCCAACAAUUUGCAUCCAGAUAGCAGUAAUGGACUUGAUCUAUUGGAAGGAUAUGAAGCGGACAGGCAUGGUGUUCACAGGGUUGGUGGUGGGGCUGCUGUCUCUGUUCCAGCUCAGCAUCAUUACUGUGGUGUCCACUCUCUCCCUGGCCGUCAUGUGCUUCACCAUCUCAAUUAGAAUCUAUUACAAACUGCUGCAUGCACUCCAGUUGGGAGACGUAGUGCACCCCUUCAAGUCGUAUCUAGACUUGGACAUCAGUUUAAGUGGAGAAGAGGCUCAACACUACAUACAGAGAGUUAUUGUGCUCAUCUGCUAUGCUGUGGACACACUGAGGAACCUGUUCUUUGUUGGCAGCCUGUUCAACUCACUCAAGUUCUUUUUGCUGAUGUACCUGGUGACAUUCCUGGGAAACCUCUGCAAUGGCCUUACCCUGCUUAUUAUUGGUGUGAUUGCUGUUUUCUCUGUCCCACUGUUCUACAGACGCCAUCAGAAUAAAGUAGACAGCUGUUUUGUUGCAGUACAAGCCCAUAUUGACAACAUGAAGGACUUUCUUCAUCGCCUGACCCAGGGUGGCGGACCACCCCCUGACUCCACCCCUGGUGGUGCUAAACCCAAGGCCCAUUGACACAUCUGACAGAGAAGAGGGGAGGAGCAACAUGCUGUCACUCAAAUGUCUUAAUUAGCAGUUUGUGCUCAGAGUACCGCCUCUGUGGAGAGUUAAUGAGGCAGGGCCUAAUAAGGGAGGGAAUAAGGGAGGACCAUGCAAAGAACAAUCUCGAAUGAAAAUGAAAGGUUUUGGAAUUCAAAGAAGUUAAAGACACACUGUCUUCAUUUGCACAAAUUAACAUAAGUAUAGGUUUUUGAAAGUGACUCAGCUGGACUGAUGCUCAAAUACAGUACUUGAGCUGCCAGUACUAUAACAGCCUCUUGAGAGUAACCUGAGCUAACGAACAUUGGAUGACUUCAGUGAAGUAACAGAAUUUUUGAAUUCACAUUGACUGCAAUUUAGCUGCCAAAAACAUUAUUUCAGGACCAGUUUCCAGAUCGACAUUUCACGUCUAACAGUCUCAAAAUAAUCUCAUUGUGUUUGUUUGUGUGUGUAUGUAUGUGUGGGCAACUUAAAGGGAUAGCAUCUACCCAAAAAUAAAAAUUAUGUGAUAAUUUA
Messenger RNA from Myxocyprinus asiaticus (Chinese sucker), 1993 nucleotides. Its product is annotated as reticulon-2-like. The record is from RefSeq and is a predicted model, not a curated record. Bases 107 to 1453 code for a protein of 448 amino acids. The transcript is spliced from 10 exons. NCBI's taxonomy places the organism in Eukaryota, Metazoa, Chordata, Actinopteri, Cypriniformes, Catostomidae.